UCUUUGUUUAUUAAAUGACUUAAAAUCCACCUACUCGUAUGGUAUGAAUAAUAAUUGUUAAAAGGUUAAUAUGACGAAACUUCUAUCAAUUUUUUUCUGUAUAUUUUUUACAACAAUUUAUGCACAAUAUCGAUCCGAUUAUUGUUUAAGUCGAGAUGACAAUCCAUACUUAUUUUUUGCAAAGAAAACUCCAUAUGAAUUCGUUCAUGAACGCGAAAAUAAUCGCCAACAUAUUGUGCCAGAAUGUAGACCAGUACAAUACUGGAGUUUAAUUCGACAUGGUGAACGAUUACCAGGAAUUUCACGCUUAAAUGAAUUAAGAGACAGGAUACCAAGAAUACAAAAGGAUAUUAUUCGAAAUUAUCGGGAAUUACGGUCGUAUCCACAACAUGGACGAAUUUGUGAAGAUGAUUUAAUACGCAUAGAAAGAUGGCAUUGGAAUAGUUCGUAUGAUACAACACAUUUAGUCACACAAGAGGCUUUAAAUGAAAUGAAAUUUUUAGCAAAACGCUUAAAAACUAAAUUUGACAAAGUAUUCUUCUCAGAUAAUUUAAAUGAUUAUGUUUUUAAGCAUACCGAAGAAACAGCAAACUCUGAAGUCUAUAAAGCGUUUUUAGAAGGUCUCUUUGAUGACGAAGCAUAUAAGAUCCAAAAUGUUGAAAUACUCUCAAACAACACUCUUAAAGGGAAUCCUCACAGUUGUAAAGCAUUCGAAAAUACUUUACGAGCAACAGAUGAAGAAAGCAGUGAACCAAAAAAAUUUUUACGUCGAUCCGAUAUUCAAAGAAUGAUUAAAGAUAUUGGUGAUAAAUUGGGCUACAGAUACAGUUUAGAUUUUAAUCAAAUCAAUUUAAUGUAUGAAAUGUGUCGCAUUGAAAAGUCUAUAAAUAUUCGAGGUGUAUCGACUUGGUGUACGGUAUUCACGAAAGAGCAAUUGAAAUUAUUCGAAUACUAUUACGAUUUAUUAUAUUACUAUCAAAGUGGAUAUGGUAAUCGAUUUUCUAGAAAUAUUGGAUGUCAUUAUGUAAGAGACAUGCUAGAUUAUUUCCGAGAAAUCGCUAACAGAAGAGAUAGCAUGGCUCCAAAGGCUAUAAUAUCGUUUGCUAAAAGUAUCCAACUCCAAACAUUAUUGGUAGCUUUAGAUUUCUUCAAAGAUCCGUACAUGUUAAGUGCCGAUGACUACAAUGCGUAUAGGAAAAAUGCUUGGCGAAUAUCGGAAAUAAGUCCGUUUGCUGGAAAUUUAGCUGCUGUAAUGUAUGAGUGUACAAGCUCAAGAUACAAAGUAAUGUUUUUCUUAAACGAAAAACCAAUUGAACAUUCCGAUUGUCAAGUUGGAUUAUGUGAUUGGGAAAUUUUACAAAGGCGACUUAAUAGAAUCAUUGAAAAUUGUAAUUACGAUUUUUGUGCAACAGGAGUUUCAGGAUCAAAUUCAAGUUAUAAAUUUUCAUCGUUAUUUGUUUUAUCUUUUUGUUUAAUUUUCGCUAAGAAAUUUAUGUAAAUUAAGAUGUAUCCAAAUUAUUUUGCAUUUUACCUAUUCACAUGAUUAUAGAACA
Messenger RNA from Chrysoperla carnea, 1553 nucleotides. Its product is annotated as multiple inositol polyphosphate phosphatase 1-like. Gene Ontology annotation, molecular function: inositol phosphate phosphatase activity; acid phosphatase activity. The transcript is spliced from 7 exons. The record is from RefSeq and is a predicted model, not a curated record. NCBI's taxonomy places the organism in Eukaryota, Metazoa, Arthropoda, Insecta, Neuroptera, Chrysopidae. Bases 71 to 1498 code for a protein of 475 amino acids.